CACUCUCACCUCUAGCAGCGGCUGCUCAUCGUCUAUCUCUUUCCCGACGUCUCGGACGUGUCGGAGAAGAAUGGAGGCGAUAGCGAAACACGAUUUCACGGCGACCGCCGAGGACGAGCUCAGCUUCCGUAGAUGUCAGAUCCUGAAGAUCUUGAAUAUGGAAGAUGACAUGAAUUGGUAUAAAGCUGAACUAGAUUCCAAAGAAGGGCUUAUACCAAGUAAUUAUAUUGAGAUGAAGAGUCAUGAUUGGUAUUAUGGAAGGAUAACCAGAGCUGAUGCUGAAAGAUUGUUGUUGAACAAGCAUGAAGGCGCCUUUUUGAUCAGAAUUAGUGAAACCUCUCCUGGUGAUUUUUCCUUAUCUGUAAAAUGCUCCGAUGGUGUGCAGCAUUUUAAAGUAUUACGAGACGCACAAGGCAAGUUCUUCCUAUGGGUUGUUAAGUUCAACAGCCUCAACGAAUUGGUAGAGUAUCACCGUUCAGCAUCUGUUUCUCGCUCACAGGAUGUUAAGCUACGUGAUAUGGUUCCAGAGGAGUGUUUGGUACAAGCAUUGUACGAUUUCACACCACAAGAAGCCGGUGAGUUAGAAUUUCGACGAGGAGACGUCAUCACUGUCACAGAUCGCUCAGAUCAGCACUGGUGGAACGGAGAAAUCGGAAAUAGACGAGGACUGUUCCCAUCUACAUAUGUGAUGCCAUAUCACUCCUAGGCCUCAAAGGACAGAGGUAGUUGUUGGGAACAGCGGCCGGCUUAUCCCACCACUAUCAUCUACAAGAUCCGAAUCGCCGCGGACUUCAUAAACAAUAUUUUACAAACCUCACCCAUCGAAUGGGCUACCAGAGUGUACUGGUGGUCUCGCCGAAAAGUCUUCUACAAGUAAACAGUGGAGUAAACAUGCGAAUUGUUCAUAUUCCAAGACCAAGAUCCUCCGAUAUUAAGAAGGAUAAAUAUCGCGUUUAUCUAGACGAGGGAAAGAAAAAAAAGUCUCAACACUGUCAUCGACAUCACAUCGAAACAUCCGAGAACGAUUAAUGAAGAUAUUAAUGACGACAUUUUGAGAUUUUAAGGACGUCUAUGUGAUCCGAAGAUGUCUGACGAUAUCUGAAGAUCCAAGGAUCUCUUAACGUUAUCUGCAAGGGUCCAAGGAUCUAUGAAUGUUACGAAUGUCUAUGGGAUCUAAGGAUGCCUAAAAGAUGCCUAAAGGAUCUAAGGAUUCAAGCAUUUAUAGAACUUUAACAAUCUAUAAUGAUCCUUUAUCUAGAUUUAUCUAAGAUUUUACAGAUACCCCCAGGGAUCUAAGGGUCUCUCGCGCGAUUCUCGAAUCGAACCUCGGAGUCGCGUUUGAGAAUAACCGAAUGUAUAUUAUAUUUUAUUUUCCUUGUCUCUCUCUCUCUCUCUCUCUCUGUUUUUUUAAUCAUUCUUUUCGACGAAUUCUACUUUUUACUUACUGCGUCAAUCACAGAAGUCCUUAGUAGCAUAUUAUUGUGUAAUUAUUAAUAUUAUCUUUUAUGGUUAUUAUGAUUAUUAAUGCGUUAUGUUACAUUUUAUUAAUAACAAUAUAUUAUAUUAAUUAUAUAUAGCUGCUUCGUGCUUUGUUUACUUGCGCCCAACGACGAUAACUCCUCUAUAUAGCGUCGCAGGAUAACGUGUUCUAGCAGCGGUUUUAUCUCAUCGAAUAACGAGCGAUACCGGUCAGUGUUGUCGCUCAUUUAUACACGUUGCCGAUAGUCGUAUUCGAGAGACUUCCUGCUAAUGUACGCUUCUAGCUUUAUCAACCGACCGCGAUAAAUGCGGUGACGCGGAAAGUCCUAUUUCGAUGUAGAGAAAACUCGUCUCACGAUCGAUAUUUCUUGUCGUUUCGCCGGCUUGCUAACGAUAUUCGACGUUUUUUCCCUAUACACAUUAGGAUCGAAACACUAUGAUAAAUAUUAGAUUCGGAUAUCUAAUUGUGUAGUAGGAUUGAAACUCGAGAGAGGGACUUUCCUCUUUUCUCUUUCUCUCGAGAACGUUUAAGUAUCAUAAUGAUCUAAGUAUCUACAAAUGUAAGGAUUGCUUGUACCUUUGAAGUCGAAGGACUUGUUUUGCGACUGUUGCUCAUUUAAUCACGUUGAUAGACUGCAAUGGUCUAAUCAUGCCUUCGAUUGAACUUUCUCUCGCGUGCAAAUUGAACAGUAUUAAAAAAACAAAAAAUAAAUGGGUAAAAAAGAAGAAAGACUACUUCGCAAUGUAUAAUUUGAAAAUGUAUUUCACAAACAAAUGAAAUUACAAAAAGA
This is a messenger RNA of Harpegnathos saltator (Jerdon's jumping ant), 2270 nucleotides long. RefSeq names its product growth factor receptor-bound protein 2 drk (gene drk). The record is from RefSeq and is a predicted model, not a curated record. The transcript is spliced from 6 exons. Gene Ontology annotation, molecular function: protein binding. NCBI's taxonomy places the organism in Eukaryota, Metazoa, Arthropoda, Insecta, Hymenoptera, Formicidae. The coding region runs from base 71 to 706 and encodes 211 amino acids.